Molecule: messenger RNA, 2571 nt
Organism: Prunus armeniaca (apricot)
Lineage: Eukaryota; Viridiplantae; Streptophyta; Magnoliopsida; Rosales; Rosaceae
Source: the annotation of a GenBank genome assembly
AUGGCUUCGAAUUCGAUUCUUUGUCCCUCUUCCUAUUUGAAUCUCAGACCUUUUGUGUGUUUUUUAUGCUUCAUUAGCCGUUGUUGUUCAUAUGGCGAACUGGGUCCGUACAAUAGCUUCACUGUCUCCAGCUUUAGCUACCCACCAACCACGGUUGGGCCCUCUGGGUUCCGCUAUAUUAGAGUUGAAUUGCCACCAUGGUUCUCGUCAAUGUCAGUGGCAAUGAACUCGGACGUACACCGUGCUACUGGAGACAUAGCAAAGGUUCCUAAAAGUACAUUGCCAUUGAUUUGCUUCAGAGAUGGUAGCCCCCCACUGCCGGAUGUCAACAGUUCACUAAUGGAUUCAGUUCUAGUUCCCCAUUCCAAUGGUUCAUUUAAGGGAAUAGAAGCUCUUCAGAGUUCAGAGCAGUGCUAUCCCAUGCAAAAAAAAUUUACAGUGAAGUUGACAAAUGAGCAGAUUUCUCCAGGAGUUUGGUAUUUUGGUCUUUUCAAUGGCAUUGGACCUACAAGGACACAAUCAAAGAUGAUUAAUCGUGCUCCAGCUUACUCCUUCAGUGCCAACAUCACCGUGGAAGGAUGUACAACCCUAACCAUGUGGGGCCCAGACUGCAAUCAGACAAUAAACCCACUUUCUUGUGCUCUAUCUGACAGCUUCAGUCCUGCAGACAAUUCUUCAGAAGCUGGUUUUUACAACCAGACAAUUGAAUAUGUGAUUUUGUGCAAAAACAAUUUUGACACUUCUUGUCAUAGAGAUGGAGAGCCAAAAUUCUACUCUUUGGAUGUAGUGGGAGUAUCACAAGAGUUAAAAAUUGUUGCAAUUGAUGUUUGGUUAAAUGAAACGUCAUCGAAUAAAAGCAAGAAUGCCAGUGGUAUUAAUUUAAUUUGUUUUGCACGGCAUGGUGCAAUACCUUCAGAAACUGUGAAUGACUAUUCCAGUAAUAUAAACAAAUCCCCAAUAGUCAUACACUUUCCAAAGGUUGGUCGCUGGUACAUUACUAUUUUACCUGUCAACCUCUCAAAAGAACUUGGAGGGAGUUCAGAUACUGACAUGAAAGUUUGCUACUCCAUGGAAUCAAAACUGCUUGAAUGUCCAGUGGGAAAGGCUGGAGCAAAUUGUACAAGGGAAAUGUACAACCUUCAGACGGCUCUGAGGAAAGGUUCAGGCUACUUUGAAUCCUAUUAUUUACCUGUCAGUGAAAAAGUGUCUCCUGAUUCAGCCAAUUUUCCUCUUGAUUCGCUUUUAACCAAUUCUUCGCUUCAUGGAGAACCAGACGAAACAUGGACUUACUUUAUUUUGGACAUUCCUCGUGGUGCAGCUGGAGGAAAUAUCCACAUUCGAUUAGUGUCAGAUGCAAAAAUUAAUUAUGAAGUAUAUGCUAGAUUUGGCGGAUUACCAUCUCUUACUAGCUGGGACUAUUAUUUUGCCAACAAAACAAGCAGUAGUGUUGGCUCCAUGUUUUUCAACUUGUAUAAUUCAAGUGAAAACAAAGUUGAUUUUUACAUUUUGUAUAUUAGAGAAGGUACUUGGGGUUUUGGACUAAGGCAUCUCAACACCACCAGUGGUGUGUCCAAAUUUCAGACUACCAUGUCUAUUUCCCUUGAAAGAUGCCCAAGACGAUGCUCCUCACAUGGGAGAUGCGAUACUAGCUUAGAUGUUAGUGGAUUAACAACAUACAGCUACUGCUCAUGUGAUCGAGACCAUGGAGGCUUUGACUGUAGCAUUGAACUUGUAUCGCAUCAUGGGCACGUAUGGCAAUCAAUUUUUCUUAUUGCGUCAAAUGCUGCAGCAGCACUUCCUGCCUUUUGGGCCCUUCGACAGAAGGCAUUGGCAGAGUGGAUAAUAUUUACAUCUAGCGGAAUUGCAAGUGGAAUAUAUCAUGCAUGUGAUGUGGGAACCUGGUGUCCUCUGGGCUUUGGAGUUUUACAGUUCAUGGACUUCUGGCUUUCGUUCAUGGCCGUAGUGAGCACAUUUGUGUACCUAGGUACACUCGAUGAAGAUCUUAAGAGGGCAGUACACACAGCCGUUGCAAUCCUUACUGCCCUUAUGGCAUAUACUAAGGCCACCAGGCCAGCCAACAUUAUUCUUGUAAUGGCAAUUGGCACUGUGGCUCUUCUUAUUGGAUGGCUGGUAGAAUUGUCAACCAAGUGUAGGUCAUUUUCCUUUUCGAUCAGAUUCUCCUUAAAUAUGCAUGAGAGGUUGCAAGCAGUUAGGGGGUGGCUCAAGAAUCUUUUUAAGACGAUUGUUAGAAGAUUUCGCUGGGGCUUUGUACUUGCAGGUGUAACUGCAUUAGCCAUGGCAGUAAUUAGUUGGAUACUGGAGAGCAGUGAAAGCUACUGGGUUUGGCACAGCAUUUGGCAUAUCACAAUAUAUACAUCUUCCUUCUUCUUCCUUUGCUCAAAAGCAAGUACUGCAAGUACGGUAGAUACGGAGAAUCAAACACUCCCGAAUGGAGCCUAUGAGUUGACUCGACAGGAUUCAUUUCCAAGAGAAAAAGGUGAGAAUUUGCUGCAAAGAGAUGAAGACUUGUCCGAUUGCAUCCCUGAAGCAAUUUUCUUGAGAACCAAUUAA